AUCUCGUCUCAAGAAAAGGACAAGGCACAAAAGAUUCUGGACGCAUGCAUCAAGAAUCCGGACAAUCGGCACUGCGCUGACUGCAAUGCACUGGGUCCUCGUUGGGCUUCGAUGAAUCUUGGUAUCUUCGUCUGUCUCAAUUGCUCUGGGAUCCACAGGAGGCUCGGUGUUCACAUCUCCAAAGUGAAGUCUGUGACUCUUGAC
Messenger RNA from Guillardia theta CCMP2712, 204 nucleotides. RefSeq lists its product as hypothetical. The record is from RefSeq and is a predicted model, not a curated record. NCBI's taxonomy places the organism in Eukaryota, Cryptophyceae, Pyrenomonadales, Geminigeraceae. The transcript has 2 exons. Gene Ontology annotation, molecular function: GTPase activator activity. The annotation marks the transcript as partial.